CACGGAGUAGUACCGGAUCGACCCAUCCGCCACGAGAUCAUCCUCGAGGACGGGGCCGUACCUCCGUGUGGUUGCAUCUACUGAAUGAGCGAGGAAGAGUUAAGUGUGUUACGGGCACAACUCGACGACCUCCUGGAGAAAGGUCGAAUUCGGCCUAGCUCAUCGCCAUACGGUGCUCCUGUUCUCUUCGUCCGGAAGAAGAACAAGGAUUUGCGGUUGUGCAUCGAUUAUCGCAAGCUCAAUGCGCAAACGAUCAGAAACGCCGGCCCUCUGCCACGCAUCGACGACCUUCUCGAACGACUGGGCGGCGCCAAGUUCUUCUCCAAGCUUGACCUCAAGUCGGGAUAUCACCAACUCGAGAUUCGGCAGGAGGACCGUUUCAAGACCGCGUUUACGACGCGAUGUGGGCAUUUCGAAUGGCUGGUUAUGCCAUUUGGCCUUACGAAUGCCCCGACCACUUUCCAAGCGGCUAUGACAACGGAGUUCCGACACAUGCUGGAUCGAUACGUACUUAUCUACCUCGACGACAUCCUGGUGUGCAGCCGGAGUUUGGACGAGCAUGUGGAACACCUGCGCACCGUUUUGGAGCGGCUACGACAAGCCAAGUACAAAGCCAACCGCGACAAGUGCGAAUUCGCGAGGCAGGAGCUGGAGUACUUGGGACAUUAUGUGACGCUGCAAGGCAUCCGUCCCUCUUGCGGACAAGAUCUAGGCCCUACGAGAGUCCGGCACGAAGAUGAAACCAAGUUCAUCUCGGCAUCCACAAAUGGACGGGCAAACGGAGUGGGCACAUCAAACCGCUCAAAUGCUUCGUACGCUCAUCCGUCCGGACCAGAAAGAUUGGGUUUACCGCCUCCCCGACAUCGAGUUCGCCUACAACACUUCGGUGCACCGAGCGAUCGGCGUGACUCCAUUCGAAUUGCACCACGGUGGAUGGAAAGGCCGUAUCUUCGCCGACCUUCUCCUCCCACGACCAGCCGAUAUCAACGCCGCUUGCUCUCCUGCUUCCGUCUGGAAGCACAGGGAAUUGCUGGCUCAAGCCCGCGCGAAUAUGCAAAAGACUCAAGUCCGCAUGCACAGCAAGCCAACAGGCGUCGUGUGCCAUGUCCCAUCCGCGCCGGUGAUCUGGUUUGGGUCUCCGCGGAAGAGUUUGCACUGGAACAGGACGUUUCACGCAAACUGCUUCCCAAGUGGUUUGGACCAUGGCCCGUAACAGCAGCCGCGGGCGAUGAGCCCGAUGGCCCUUCAUUUGUGAUCAACAUCCCUGCGCAUCUGACGGUCCAUCCAGUCUUUCACGCCUCGAAGCUGGCAACAUAUACACCAGCUAAGAGCGACGACUUCCCGGGCCGACGAUCGCAGGACCCUCCAUCUAUGGAUGGUCAUCAGGAGGUUGACCUCGUCAUCACGGAUCGCAAGUACGGCAACAAGCCUCGCCAGUACAAAGAUAUUGCAAUGGAAUUAGCAGAGCAGUAACACAGCAAACUCGUAAGAGGCUGCAAUGAUCAGCAAAGCAAUAACAAAGCAAAAUCGAGUAU
Messenger RNA from Chara braunii, 1535 nucleotides. NCBI's taxonomy places the organism in Eukaryota, Viridiplantae, Streptophyta, Charophyceae, Charales, Characeae. The record is from the annotation of a GenBank genome assembly.